Molecule: messenger RNA, 3867 nt
Organism: Columba livia (rock pigeon)
Lineage: Eukaryota; Metazoa; Chordata; Aves; Columbiformes; Columbidae
Gene: NGFR
Product: nerve growth factor receptor
Exons: 6
Coding region: 31-1449 (472 amino acids)
Biological process (GO): Rho protein signal transduction
Cellular component (GO): cell surface; plasma membrane
Molecular function (GO): death receptor activity; coreceptor activity; nerve growth factor binding
Source: RefSeq, a predicted model, not a curated record
AGGAGGGUGCUGGCUCGGCCGCUCGCCGUGAUGCUCCGGGGGCGGAGAGGAGGAGGAGGAGGAGGAGGGACUUGCAGCCCUUUUCUGCUGCCGCCGAGGCGGAGGGCGGCAGACGGAGGGCAGCCCGGCCGCGCACCGGCUGGGGUGACCGGCUGGGGUGACCGGCCCCGCCGCCCCCGCACCAUGGCCCGGCUGCUGCCGCCGCUGCUGCUGCUGCUGCUGCUCCCGCCGGGACCUGCCUGGGGCUCCAAGGACAAGUGCAUCUCCAAGAUGUACACGGCGAGCGGGGAGUGCUGCAAAGCCUGCAACCUGGGCGAGGGGGUGGUGCAGCCCUGCGGGCUCAACCAGACGGUGUGCGAGCCCUGCCUGGACAGUGUCACCUACUCAGACACGGUGAGCGCUACAGAGCCGUGCAAGCCGUGCACGCAGUGCGUGGGGCUGCAGAGCAUGUCCGCGCCCUGCGUCGAGUCGGACGACGCCGUGUGCCGCUGCGCCUACGGCUACUACCAGGACGAGGCGAGCGGGAGCUGCCGGGAGUGCCGGGUGUGCGAGGUCGGCUUCGGCCUCAUGUUCCCCUGCCAGGACUCGCAGGACACGGUCUGCGAGGAGUGUCCCGAGGGCACCUUCUCCAGCGAAGCCAACUUCGUGGACCCCUGCCUGCCUUGCACCACCUGCGAGGAGAACGAGGUGCUGGUGAAGGAGUGCACGGCCACCUCGGACGCCGAGUGCCGAGACCUCCACCCGCGCUGGACAACCCACACACCAGUCCUGCCGGGCUCCGCCAGCCCUGAGCCCGUCACCAGGGACCCCCCGAGCCCCCCGAGCACCGAGGUGCUGCCCAGCACCGCGGCCGACGCCGGCACCACCGUCAUGGGCAGCUCGCAGCCCGUUGUCAGCCGCGGCACCGCCGACAACCUCAUCCCUGUCUACUGCUCCAUCCUGGCGGCUGUGGUGGUGGGGCUGGUCGCCUACAUCGCCUUCAAAAGGUGGAACAGCUGCAAACAGAACAAGCAAGGGGCCAACAACCACCCGGUGAACCAGACGCCGUCGCCAGAGGGGGAGAAGCUGCACAGCGACAGCGGCAUCUCGGUGGACAGCCAGAGCCUGCACGACCAGCAGCCACCCGGCCAGGGCACCCAGGGGCCAGCACCCAAGGCAGACGGGAGCCUGUAUGCCAGCCUGCCGGCCAGCAAGCAGGAGGAGGUGGAGAAGCUGCUGGGCAGCUCGGCCGAGGAGACGUGGAGGCAGCUGGCCGGGGAGCUGGGCUACAAGGAGGACAUCAUCGCGGGCUUCACGCGGGAGGAGUCUCCAGCCCGCGCCCUCCUGGCCGACUGGGCUACCAAGGAGUCGGCCACUCUGGACGUCCUGCUGGCCGCCCUGCGCAAGAUCCAGCGUGGGGACAUCGCCGAGAGCCUGUACAGCGAGUCCACGGCCACCUCCCCCGUCUGAAGGGUGGCCCGGGGUGGCCCCGCGGGGUCCCCUUCCCCCUCGGGCCCCUCGCCUCUCCCCUCCCUGGCACCCCGAGCGCUGCUGGGGGGCGGGGGGAGGAAGCGGGGGCUCCCCGGGCGCCCCCAGUUUACUGUCCUGUAUGCACUGCGCUCCUGUUUUCGGUACCGCCCCCUCCCACCGCCGCCUGCCCCCGGCAGCCCCUGAGUGCAAUGGGUGCGAGGCGCCCCCAGCCCGGCUGCCACCCCAGCACCCUGUGCAGCCCCGCUGGGACGGACACACGGACGCGGGAGUGAGCGCCGCGUUCUCCUCUCUCUGUUUCCAACCCCUUCCCCUGUCUCCCUGGGGCUCCAGCUCUCCACCCCUGGCCCACACCUCCACCAGUUCUUGCUCCUCUCCAACACUGAAAUCCGGCUGCUGGAGCGGGAUUUGGGGACGGGGCCGCACUGGGGGUGGGCUGGGGACAGGACGUGCAGCCCAAUGUGCACUGCCAACGCCAGGCACAGUCUCCCCACCAGCUGCACUUGGGCUUGGUCAGGAGAGGAUGUGACCCCCCAGUGUUGGGGACCAGGCGCCUGGUGGCACCUCCUGGUGCUGUGGGAGGACACAGAGGGUCUAAAGGGCUGAAAAAGUGCCUGGUGACAGCAGGGACACGGUGAAAGGGCUCUGCUCGCCCUUCCCUGGCACAAAGCCGCCCACCGCCAUUGCACUGUCCCUGUCCCUGCUGGGGGGCGUCUUCCCCCCGUAAGGGCUCCUUCUCCUCCAGCACUGUGAAGGGGGCUCAGGAGCCCCCUGCCCCCUGGGCCCUUUGCCUCUGCCUGUGCACACAGUGGGUGCUGCCACCCUUGGGGCACCCACUGUCACCCAGGGGCAUCCUCAGGUGGCCCCAACACCCCCUUUGCCACGGCCCCCCCGCAGACCCGGGGCGGGGACAUCACCCACUGCAUCUCCAGAGCUGGAAAUGCGUUUUGUUGGCAUAUCAGCUCCUCGCCAGCACCCGGCUCACCCAUGGGCGGGGGAGCACCUGUACGUGGUCCCGCGCGAUGUCCCCAACAUGUCCCUGGAGCAUCCCAGGUUUCAGAGGAAGGACAAGGUGACCUGGCGCCUGGUGCGUCUGCACUUCUGGACUCCCCUUCGCCCUCAGAUCCAACCAGGAACUGCUUCCUGAAGGCAGAAGGUGAUUUUCCUCCCCUCUUUAAGGAGAUAAGCAAGACUUGUAAAUAACACUGUGUCGUUUUAUGGACCGCUUGAUGUUUCCACGUGUGACACGGGGUGACGGCACCUGCUCCGACCCCUCUGCUCGUCCUCGCAGCCUUUGCAAGGCGAGCUCUCAUUUUGCUGCCCAAGCCUUCAGUCCCACCUCGUUUCUGGCCUUAAAGACUCAAUGGGGAGGCAGGGAGACACCCCCCAAAACUUGCUGCAGCAGAUCCAUGAGCAAUGCGGGAAUGUGGAAGGAUUUGGCUGUUCUGGUGGAGCAUGGGGACGGAGAUCUUGGUGCUUCCCAAGGGAUCGGAGCCUUCAGAGAGAGGACUCCAGAGCCUCAGUGCUUCAAAAGCUUUUGGGUAUUUUGCCCCUCGUGCUUUGGGUGAAAAAGCAGGACCUGGAUCUCUGGGGUGGGACAUUUGGUGCCUCCUACAGCCAAAGAGCAAAGAUCCCUUUGGAGGAACAACCCUACGAUGCUUCGGCCGCUCACACCAAACCUGGUGGCUGGAAACACCCGGUCCCGACAGGGCUGUGAGCCCCAAACCUCUCCCAUCAACAAAAUCCAAGGAAACUGCCCCAAAUUUGCAGUGAGCCCCAGCUUGUGAGCCCCUGGCUGGGGCACCGGCAUCUCUGGGGAUGCACUGGGAUGAAUUGCAAUGUUGGUUAUCUUUGGGUUGUUUCCAUCGGUCCCUUUUUUUGGUGAAGCGAAUCAAAUACGAACUAAGGGCGACUGGAAUUGAGCGCCCAGAUCAAAAGCAAAACUGCCCGAUCGGGUCCCACACGCCAACCCGGCCGUACCUUCCAGCUGGAAAUUGCUUUUCUUCAGGACAAUAUUGCCACGGUCUCAGGUUUCAAUUGCCAUAGUAAAGGGAUUUCCUCAGGGCUGAGGAAACAGGGACAAACUCAGCAUCCAAAGAGAAGCCGGGGGAUGCCUCAAAUCCCUGGUUGCGGGAAAUAAAUAGAAAUACAAAACACAAGGAGGGAAAACCAAGCCAAAGUUAGUGCUCGUCGGUGCGUUUUGUGUCCUUUUCUAAUGUUUCUGUUGUACGAAGAAUGUGUUUCCCACUCACCCCUCUGUAAUACCGAUUUAUUAGCAAGUUUUACGAUGAAGAAAUAGCCGCCGUAGGAGGAGUUGGGGUGGGUGUGAGCAGCAUGGGGGGUGCACGGGGGCAGUGGGCCUUGUGUAUCUGUCGGAUGCCAAUAAAGAGCAUCACUGGG